Molecule: messenger RNA, 6467 nt
Organism: Carassius gibelio (silver crucian carp)
Lineage: Eukaryota; Metazoa; Chordata; Actinopteri; Cypriniformes; Cyprinidae
Gene: pcdh19
Product: protocadherin 19
Exons: 5
Coding region: 1148-4414 (1088 amino acids)
Biological process (GO): homophilic cell-cell adhesion
Cellular component (GO): plasma membrane
Molecular function (GO): calcium ion binding
Source: RefSeq, a predicted model, not a curated record
AGUGUAACCUCUGAUUGGCUGUGGGGACUGCGGGUCCUGAGACUGAGCGCGAGACACUGAGCUGUGCAUUCGACAGUAUGCGUUGAAGAUGCGCGCCGUGCGUUUACCUCAGUGAGCCACAUUUAAGAACUAUAUCAAGAACUAUUUCGUUUCAUCCAGAGGCUGGAUAUUUCAAACCGGACGCUUUUAUUAGGGCGAGAAGAGCACAGCUUGCAGCAAAUGCUUGAUUUUUCUUCACUGAUCUUCUCUCAGUGCUUUAUACGGAUUUAGUUUCUUUCUUUCUGGACUAAGGCCAGCUGAAAUACCUUCAUAUAAGAAACGUAUGCUUGUUGAGAGAAAUCUUCAGUGGACAAGGCACCCACUUCUUGCUCGACUGGGGAUAUCAGUGAAUUGUGGACUAGACUGAUAUUUAAAUAUUGGUUUGCCAUAUUGUUCCAGUUUCAAAGACUGGACUGAUUCUGAAAUCGGAAUCUGUCGUUUCAGUUGGAUAUGUGCAUGGACAUAAAUGCGGAUCAAGGAGGAGACAUCCUAACUUCACAUCAUUAUAUGGAUUGAUUGAGUAUGAACAAUGUUUUAAACUCAAUUUCAGGCAAGUAGCUAUUCGUCACGAAUCAUGAUACCGAGAGCAAAUAUUUUUGAAUUGGAUCCUUCCUUUCAUUCAUUCACAAGUUGAGGACCUUCCAGCGGACAUUUAGCCUACAUUUUUACUGAUUUUUUUUUUCUAUUUCUUUUUUUCUCACUGGCUCAAAAUGGUCGGUUUACAUCUCGGUUACCCUGAAUUACGCAAAUGUUCAUGUUGAAGCCAUGUUUUUCUCGCACAAUGUUUUCACAUUCUCUAUAUGAAGAAUCAUUCACCAGGUUUCUUCGGAAGAAAAAAAAUCCCCCAAAGAAUAAUGCAAUGGGUGGCCUGAUAAGAUUUCGAUAAAGUAAAUGGAAGUUAUCAACUGCGUAAUCAGCAGGGUAAUUCAGAUGAAUUUCAUCGCAGACAUAAACAUUUUCGUUCACUUUAAAGGAUGCCUACCAGACUGUGAUUUUAUUCCUUUGACUUAUUGGGAGUUUUUUGUACAUCCGACCGAACGUGCAUAAGUUUAAAUGUUAAUAAAAAAUCAUGCAAAUGAGCGUGUGAAGGCAGACAUCAACAGGUAUAAUGCAUUCCAAGGACAUGGAUUUCGUACAAAUGUUUCUCUGCUUUCUCUUGUGCUGGACUGGAGUAGAUGCCGUUUACAAUUUGAAAUACACCGUGGAAGAAGAGCUGCGUGCAGGCACAAAGAUAGCCAAUGUGACAGCGGACGCUAAAAAUGCGGGUUUUGCACUGGGAAACCGACAGCCUUAUUUGCGGGUCAUCUCCAAUUCCGAGCCGCGAUGGGUCAAUCUGAGCCCCGCCGGACUGCUCAUCACAAAGCAAAAAAUUGAUCGGGACGCUGUUUGCCGACAGACACCGAAGUGUUUUAUUUCGUUGGAGGUGAUGUCAAACUCGAUGGAGAUCUGCGUGAUUAAAAUUGAGAUUAUCGACGUGAACGACAACGCGCCCCGCUUCCCCACCAGCCACAUUGACAUAGAAAUCUCGGAAAACGCCGCUCCCGGUACCAGAUUUCCCCUAGAGGGGGCAAGCGAUCCGGACUCCGGGAGCAACGGCAUUCAGACGUACACAAUAACCCCUAAUGAUAUUUUCGGUCUUGAGAUUAAGACGAGGGGGGACGGGUCCAAAAUCGCAGAACUUGUGGUGGAAAAGACUUUAGACAGAGAGACGCAGUCUCGGUACACGUUUGAACUCACCGCGGAGGAUGGCGGAGACCCCCCAAAGUCUGGAACCGUGCAACUUAACAUCAAAGUCAUUGACUCGAACGAUAACAACCCCAUUUUCGAUGAGCCAGUGUACACUGUUAACGUGCUGGAGAAUUCUCCCAUUAACACCUUAGUCAUAGAUUUAAACGCCACAGACCCAGACGAAGGAACCAAUGGCGAGGUGGUCUACUCGUUCAUAAACUUCGUGUCCAACCUGACCAAACAGAUAUUUAAAAUCGACCCCAGAACAGGCGUGAUAACAGUGAAUGGCGUUUUGGACCACGAGGAAUUGCCCGUCCACGAAAUUGACGUACAAGCCAAAGAUCUGGGUCCAAAUUCAAUCCCUGCCCAUUGCAAAGUGAUUGUUAAUGUAAUCGACAUCAACGACAACGCGCCAGAAAUCAAACUGUUGUCAGAAAACAGCGAGAUGGUAGAGGUGAGCGAGAACGCUCCUCUCGGAUAUGUAAUAGCUCUGGUGAGAGUCUCAGACAAUGAUUCCGGAGCGAAUGGAAAAGUGCAGUGCAGACUGCAGGGCAAUGUGCCUUUUAGACUCAACGAGUUUGAGAGCUUCUCCACCUUACUUGUUGAUGGCCGUCUGGAUAGGGAGCAGAGAGACACGUACAAUUUAACCAUUCUAGCCGAGGACAGCGGGUACCCCCCGCUUAGAAGUUCGAAAUCUUUCGCAGUUAAAGUAACGGAUGAAAACGACAACCCCCCGUAUUUCACCAAGCCACACUAUCAAGCCAUGGUCCUCGAAAAUAACGUCCCAGGUGCGUUUCUGCUGGCGGUGUCCGCCAGGGACCCAGACCUGGGCAUGAACGGCACCGUGUCCUACGAGAUCAUCAAAUCGGAGGUGCGGGGCAUGUCUGUGGAAUCUUACGUGACCGUGAACUCAAACGGCGAAAUAUACGGCGUUAGGGCUUUUAAUCACGAAGAUACGCGGACCUUUGAGUUCAAAGUCUCCGCGAAGGAUGGGGGAGAUCCACCUUUGACCAGCAACGCCACCGUGCGCAUUGUUGUACUGGAUGUAAAUGACAACACACCUGUGAUGACCACCCCGCCCCUGGUGAACGGCACCGCGGAGGUGUCCAUUCCUAAAAACGCUGGAGUUGGUUAUUUGGUUACACAAAUAAAAGCCGAUGAUUACGAUGAGGGGGAAAACGGAAGGUUAACGUAUUCAAUUUCAGAAGGCGACAUGGCAUACUUUGAAAUAGACCAGAUAAACGGCGAGGUGCGAACCACAAAGACGUUUGGAGAGAAUGCGAAACCAUCCUAUCAAAUAACCGUGGUGGCGCACGACCACGGCCAAACCUCUCUGUCUGCCUCUGCCUAUAUUGUCAUUUAUCUCUCUCCUGAUCUCAAUGCACAGGAGCAAAUCGGACCCGUCAACCUGUCUCUCAUUUUCAUCAUUGCCCUGGGCUCUAUUGCAGUCAUCCUGUUUGUCACAAUGAUCUUUGUGGCAGUCAAGUGCAAAAGGGAUAACAAGGAAAUCCGAACAUACAACUGCAGGGUGGCGGAGUACUCCUACGGCAACCAGAAGAAGUCCAGCAAGAAGAAGAAGCUGAGCAAGAACGACAUCCGGCUGGUGCCACGGGACGUGGAGGAGACGGACAAGAUGAAUGUGGUGAGUUGCUCGUCUCUCACCUCUUCGCUCAACUACUUCGACUACCACCAGCAGACUCUGCCGCUGGGCUGCAGGCGCUCCGAGAGCACCUUCCUCAACGUGGAGAACCAGAACUCCAGGAAUGCCGCACCCAACCAUGGCUACCACCAUACCUUCACAGGGCAGGGCCCUCAGCAGCCUGACCUCAUCAUCAACGGCAUGCCGCUGCCUGAGACGGAGAAUUAUUCCAUUGACUCCAGUUAUGUAAACAGCAGAGCACACCUAAUUAAAAGCACCUCAACAUUCAAGGACAUGGAAGGAAACAGUCUGAAGGACAGUGGCCAUGAGGAGAGCGACCAAACCGACAGCGAACAUGAUGUACAGAGAGGGCACUACGCCGACACAGCUGUCAAUGACGUACUGAAUAUGACCGUUCCCCCCAACAACUCGCAGCUACCUGACCAAGAUCAGUCAGAGGGUUUCCACUGCCAAGAUGAAUGUCGCAUCCUGGGCCACUCGGACCGCUGCUGGAUGCCCCGGGUGCCGAUGCCAGCGAGAGCAAAGUCCCCCGAACACGGCCGCAAUGUCAUCGCUCUGUCCAUCGAGGCCACCACUGUUGACGUACCUCACUAUGAAGACUGUGGCACCAUCAAAAGGACUUUUGCCACCUUUGGCAAAGAUGGGUCGGAUGAGGAGCGGGCCGAACAGAGGGGCAGGCGGCAAACGGCGGAGCCAGCCGUCUGCAGCCCCAAGACCAAUGGCACCGUGCGCGAGGCUGGAAAUGGCCGGGAGGCCGUCAGCCCCAUAACCUCCCCAGUGCACCUGAAGAGCCCUCAGUCCAAACCACCCUCCACCUACAACACGCUUAAAUGCCGGGACGCAGAGCGCAUAGCCAACCACAGUCUGCUGCGACAGCCGGAGGGGAAAGACAGUGAGCCGGCCAUACGGGAGAUCAACACGCUCCUACAGGAUGGCCGUGAGAAGGAAUCCCCCGGCAGCAAGCGGCUGAAGGACAUCGUGCUUUAACCGGCUCCCACGUGUACACAGAGAGCAUACACUACUACGAGUGUGUGUCGACAUGUGCGUGUGUGUGUAUUUGUGUGCUUUUGCAAGCGUCGAGCCGACGGGCCUAGGGAUGGGAGACACAUGUGCAGCACAACGUAUUCUCCAGAGAUCGAACAAAUGAAGCUGAAAAUGUGUCUGCGAGCUCAGACUGUCAUCGUGGCUUGGUAGUAACAGCAACGCUUGUACAUUCUUUGCAAUUGUCUAUCAGCAGUGGACAGGCUGGUUACUGUGUGCUGCACAACACGCUUCACCCUGCCCUCACGUCUUACCCUUAGAGGAGAAAGACCUUCCAGUGCACCGCUGGUGACACCCAAGUACAGUCAUGCCUUGUAGACUCUAAAGAGACUUCUAACUUUCUUCUAAUGCCUUCUUUGGUAUGCAGUUUUUGCUUCAGCUGCCAAACCGCUCACUGUUCCCGAAGAGGACUCGGGACUCUCUGACGCUUCGGAUGGUGUGACUCUUCCUGUCUAACACGAGCAGUCUGACCGAUCGCUGGAGGAUGCACAGGAAAACUCCUGCAGAUCUCAUUUCAUUUCAGUGACUUCUCAGUGGUCUGAUAAGACAACCCUUCUCUGUUUCCCUCAAGACAUUCCAAUGUCAGCAAACCAUGAGGACGUUACAGUGCUUAUUUUUUAUCACAGAUGGAGCUAAAUGAAGUUGCGCUAUCAGCUCAAGCUCACCGAAAAAACUGGAACAGGGAGAGACCGAUCCCCCAGACUUACAGCCAGAUAUAUAUAUGGAUAAAAAGAAGAAAAAAAACAUCAGACUUGUUGCUUUUGAAGUCUCCUGUGCCCUUUCCUGAUUGUAGCCAGUGGAGCGCAGUUUACUAGAACUUUGUGCUCUGGUCUUGUACUUUUUUUGGAUUUUGACUAUGGGGCUAGGAUAGAAGGGGUCGUCACUUACGUCUUGCUAUGUGAAACUCUGUUUAGGGUUUACUACUAUCAUUUUUAAUAAUCUGUUGUUAUGUGACAAUCCCUUUAAUGUUUUGUUGCGAAAGUAAAAACUGAAAAAAAUAAACAUUGGUGUUCAACUAAAGCUACAGUAGCGUUUGUACACAAACACAAAAAGGAAAAAAAAACAUAUAUGCCAAAAUAUAUUUUAUAAAUAAUUUAAAAUGUAUAAUGAGAAUAUUUAAUGCUGUGUAGUUCUUUUAUCAGUAAGUUAUACUUGAAAUUAACUGGCUUUUUUUUCUUUAUUUGUCCCCUUUUUAUUGACUCUGUUAUUCUUAUUUUAUUUUAUUUUUUCUUAAUUGAUCUUGAAUUUUUGUUCACUGUGUUACCCCUGGCCACUGUUGAUUGCAGUCUACCUUGUUGUAAAAGAGUUUCUUAUUGGUCAGUUCUUGUGCCAUCAAGUUUCUGUGUGGGCAAAAAAGAGAAAAAGACAAAAAAAAGACAAAAAAAUAAAUAAAAAAAAUAAAAAUCAACACCAACAGUAGUGUGUCAGUACAAUGAGCUUAGAGUGAGAUAGCAAAAGAAACCAAAAAAACUGCGGCAAACAUUAAACUUUCAAGAUAACAGGUUGUUGUUAAAUCGUAAUACUCAAGUAAGGGUAAGAAUAACACUACCAUUCCAAAUCCCUCAAGGCAGUUCCACUCAUUUCUGAAGCAUUUGAGAGGCGCUAAAUGGAUAUAAGUUACAUGUAAAGCAAACCCAGUUGCUCCGAGACGGACUAGUUUUGCUAUCUUUCAUCAAGCACAGCCCUCAUUUUUCCAGAUCAUUUAAGAACAUUGUACCAAGCCCUACCUUACAAGUUUGUUUUUUUUUUCUGUAAGAGGAAAAAAAAUAAUUGGUGGAAUUGCCAUAGCGGGGAAUGGAGAUAAAUUUCAAAAUCAGUUUCUUUACCGUAAUUGUUUUAUACUGUGGGAAGUACAAACAGCAGCAGCGUGUGAAAAAGAUAUAGAUCUAGUAGCUGAAUGUUUUUGCUGGUCUCACCAAACAGCUUUUGGCAACAUGAAAAACGGAAUUAUCACUGAAUGUAUACUGCAGCUUAUUAUUAAACUAUUAAAUGUUCUCCA